CUCAUGCCUGGAACCGUGUGUUUUUAUUCAGCAGCAGUUUGGCGGUCACUACUGGGACGCUGAGGCAGCCGUACACGCACACCUGUAUGGAGGGUACAUUUUGAGUGCGCCGCCGGCUUUACGGUAAACUGACCCCGCCCUCCAUUAGAAAACUGAUGUCGCUCCGUUUUUUCUGAGCUUGACCCACAAGGGAGAGAAGGAGGGGAUAAGAGGGUAGAAAACGCACAAAACGGAGUCGUCUGGAAGGGGUCGGGACAGGCUUUUCCUGAGCAGUCCUUCUCUCGUGUUUCUGGGCCCGGCGGUUCACCAGAUUCCUACACAUGACUGACUAGAGCUCCAUCUCUGAUUGCGGUGCCACCUCUCACCUCUUUUACCGAGCCACGCCCACAGGUGAAGCGCGUAUGGAGCAGUGUGAGAAUGCAGCGGCUCUGCUGGAGUCGGUCAGGGAGCAGGAGGUGCAGUUUGAACAGCUGACCCGAGCGCUGGAGGAGGAGAGGAGGAGAGUUGGCCUCCCUGCCACCAGCCCCUCCGGCCUGGGUCGCCCCCUCCCUUACACACAGAACGGGCGUUUAGGGGAUGCAGACAUAGAGCGUCUGAAACUGACGGACUCCUACAUGAACGGCACACAGUACAGGAUGGUGGACCCUGCACACGGUGCUCUUGAUGAGAGCUACACACCAGAGGAUGAAUCCCUGGAAGCACACUCGGUCUUCUCUGAGGAGGGAACAACGCGGCGGAUGGAAAAUGGGAUGAAGAAACCUAUCUCACGCCCGGUGCUUCCCUCUGUGACUAUUGAUGGGGGGUUGUCACCUGGUAUGGGUAUGUACAGCGCCACGCUGGACCGUGGUUACAGGACGACUGGUGUAGGCGACUACCCGACCGCCACAGUACCCAGAAACUACCACUACGGCCCCGUGGGAGGAUACGAUGACUAUCGAGGGCCCCCGUCAGAAGCGUACACCAGCCUGAGCCGCGGCUCCCACAUGGAUGAUCGUUACAGGGCUGUUGAUGGCUACAGGACUCUGGAUUCUGGUUACCGGGCUCCCAGUCGUCAGCAGCUAGACCCGUAUGCCGCACAGCCCCAGGUGACUCAGAGGAUGCGGGCUUUGGGCUCGGCUCUGGAGAUGAGAUAUGGCCCUGGUCACUUCGGUUUGGAAGACGAGCAGCGCCGCAUGGGGUACGACGACUACUUGGGGCCUCCACCGAUGCACCCUGGAGGCUACGGUACCAUGCCGCGGCUCGGUCCGUCCUCAGCGGGAAUGGACAGACGCAGGCUCCGGAGCUGUGAGGACACUUUGGAUGGUGCCAUGGAAGGAGUUGACCCUUAUACGUGGAGUGUUCCCAUGACGAUGGACCGGGGUAGCAUGGCUUCUCUGGACAGCACGUUGAUGAAGCCCCCUCCCUCUUCAUGGAGACAACCAGAACUACCAGAGGUGAUUGCCAUGCUGAACUACCGCCUGGACCCAGUGAAGACUAACGCCGCCGCCUUCCUCCAGCAUCUCACCUUCAAAAACGACAAGGUAAAGUCGGAUGUUCGUCGCCUCAAGGGUAUUCCAGCCUUGGUAUCAAUGUUGGACCACCCCAGCAAAGAGGUCCAUCAUUCAGCCUGUGGAGCACUGAAGAACAUUUCAUAUGGACAGGAUGCAGACAACAAAAUAGCUAUUAAAAAUUGCGAUGGAGUACCAGCUUUGGUCAGGUUACUGAGGAAAACCCACAAUCAGGACCUCACAGACACCAUCACAGGCACACUGUGGAAUCUCUCUUCUCACGAUUCGGUAAAGAUGGAGAUUGUGGACCACGCUCUUCAUGCCCUGGUUGACGAGGUGAUCGUCCCUCACUCAGGCUGGGAGAGAGGCGGCAGCAGCGGGGUAGAAGAGAGCUGCAAACCACGACAUCUGGAGUGGGAGACCGCCUUGACCAACACCGCUGGCUGCCUCAGGAAUGUCAGUUCAGAGCGGAGAGAGGCCAGGCGAAAGCUUAGAGAAUGCUCCGGACUGGUGGAUUCACUCAUGUACAUCGUCCAGUCACAGAUCAACCGCCAGGAAGUGGACAACAAGCUGGUGGAGAACUGUGUCUGCCUCCUGAGGAACCUGUCAUAUCACGUUCACAGCGAAGUCCCCGGCUGUGAACAGUACGCAGAGAGCCUGCCUGUGAGCCAGGGCCCGGCUCAGGCUCACAAAGGAGGCUGUUUUGGGUCGCGAAAGGGCAAAGAUGAGUGGUUUUCCAAAGCAAAGAAAAACGGAGAUGAUGGAGGUGGAAAUCCAAUAGAAAUUCCAAAGAGGACAACACCUGCCAAAGGUUAUGAGCUCCUCUUUCAGCCAGAGGUGGUUCGUAUCUACACAUCACUGCUCAAGGAGAGCAAGAACCCCUCUGUGCUGGAGGCUGCUGCCGGUGCCAUCCAGAACCUGUGUGCUGGCCGAUGGAGCUAUGGUCGGUAUAUCAGGGGCAAGAUGCGCGAGGAGCAUGGCCUCCCCUUGCUGGCAGAACUGCUCAACUACAAUAAUGACCGUGUCAUUCGUGCUAUGUCUGGAGCCAUGAGGAACCUUGCCACAGACAACCGGAACCGUGAACUAUUAGGUUUACAUGCUGUGCCUCACCUGGUGGCCAACCUGCCUGGAGGCCAGAACCAGCCGGGGCGCGCCCUGUCAGAGGAAACCGUGGUUUCACUACUGAGCACACUGGCCGAGGUGUUGGGCACCAAUGUGGAGUCGGCCAAGAUUCUCAGAGAAAAACAAGGCAUUGAGAGGCUGAUGCUUAUUAUCAAAGAUGGGAAGAGCUCGGAACGUGAGGUGAGAGCAGCACGUCAGGUUCUGCAACUCGUCUGGGCUCACAAAGAGCUUCGUCGGCCGCUGGAGAAGGACGGCUGGAAGAAAGCGGACUUCAUCAGUCCGAUCCCCAGCAGCACCACCAACGGCCCGAGCACCAGAACCAACGGCACCUAUGAGGACAGCACCGUACCCCUGCUGGACAGAGGAGAGAAGAGGGACGUGAUUCCACUGAAUGACCUUGGAUCGGAGGCCUACUCUACACUGGACCAGAGGGAGAGGAGACACACUCUGGAUGAACCCACAGACACCUUGCAGCGAGGGGUGUAUGGGGGCAGAAAGGGCUCCCUGCCUCUGUUGGACUCCUACGAUGAAAAACUGAUAGUGUGUAUCACCCAGACGGGGCCGGCGCCGCCCUACCACUGCUACUGAGGAGAGAAGCGGCAGAGCGUCUCCUCUCUUUAGCCUCCUCUGUCUCCACACAGAUGGGAUCAAAACAUGAGGGGCUGGCAUCCAAAGAGUUUAAUGCAACACACACACACACGCACACACACUUAUUUCAAUUAACUGUAGCAGCAGAACUCUGUUUCACUUAUAAAUUAUAAUUGUCUUCUGUAAAGGCAGUUGCCUUUGACAAUCAUUUAACUUUCAUUCUGCUUUUAUCCCAUUUGUUUUUGUUACUGUCAAAAGUAAAACCUUUGAAUGGUGAAACAUGGCUCCAUCCUGAUGGCAGAUUUGUAUUUAGACUUCUAUGUCGGGUUUAUACUGUAUAUAAAAGAAAACGGGAUGACUGCAUUAAGUUUUGGCUCACUAAUUUAAACGGACCCUUUCCUGGGAGUGUUUGGAGGUCGAAUGCACUGACAGGCUGCCUGUAGAUAGAGAAUGUUUAUAUAGGAGUUAUUUUCCUGUCUAGAGUUAUUUCCUGUGUGUUGGGAUGAGCACAGGCCUGAAAGGCUCGGUGUGUGAGUGUGUGUAUUUGUCAACACUAAACCUGUGGCUGUGUGUGUAUUUUGUGUUAAAAUGACCACGGACCUUUUUUUUUUUUCUCCCAGCGUGUCUAUGUGACUCACCAGACACUUACCAGAUGCCACAAGUUGUUUUGGGUGAUUUCUUUUUGUAUUGUUUCUUCCUGUUGCCUCUUUUUGUGUCUCAUGUUCAACUUUAAAAUGUUUCCUUUAUUCCCCAGUUUAAUAAAAAUUAGUUUGUUUAUUUUUUGUCUGGAUUUAGCAGAUCAGUACGUUUGAACCCGGUACUGUGAUGUGAAGCUGUGAGGAAACGCUACUACAUUCAAACCAUUCCUGUCUCUACUGUAAAAAAUUAUUUUUUUUCUAAAUUGGGAUUAAUUAUCCUCCUGGAAAUCUGCACGUUCUGUUUGUAGCGUUUGUUUCUUUGCUCUGAAGAGACUCGAGUUGUCACUGAAUUUGGAGAGAUGAUGUUUUGAGGUCAGGAGGAGGACAAAAGCACACUUUAGUCUCUGAAUUAGGAUGUUUUUGUAUUUUCCUCUUUGUGUCUGGUUUAUUUCCGGGGUUUUUUUGUGGGUGAGAGCAUUAUGCAUUUGUUCAACUUUCUAAUUUAUCUUUUACAGUUUUGAAAAGCAAAACAGACCAAUCUUGUUUGAUUAUAUUUCAUAAACUCUUCUCACACACACACACAGAUAUUUGUACUGUUGCCUAUCCAUGUAAAAUGAUGACGUACAUUCACGCCUGCCUUGUUGCUUUUUUCAGUGAUGUAUGUAAAACUGUUGUUUGUUUUUUUAAAUAAAGAUCUUUUCUCAGACUA
Nothobranchius furzeri (turquoise killifish) is the source of this 4544-nucleotide messenger RNA. Its product is annotated as catenin delta-1. NCBI's taxonomy places the organism in Eukaryota, Metazoa, Chordata, Actinopteri, Cyprinodontiformes, Nothobranchiidae. Gene Ontology annotation, molecular function: cadherin binding. The record is from RefSeq and is a predicted model, not a curated record. Gene Ontology annotation, biological process: cell-cell adhesion; cell-cell junction assembly. Gene Ontology annotation, cellular component: cytoplasm; adherens junction; plasma membrane.